Molecule: messenger RNA, 1757 nt
Organism: Chelonoidis abingdonii (Abingdon island giant tortoise)
Lineage: Eukaryota; Metazoa; Chordata; Testudines; Testudinidae
Gene: NT5C
Product: 5', 3'-nucleotidase, cytosolic
Biological process (GO): pyrimidine deoxyribonucleotide catabolic process
Cellular component (GO): mitochondrion
Molecular function (GO): 5'-nucleotidase activity
Source: RefSeq, a predicted model, not a curated record
AUGGUGGAUUUUCCCUACUCACUGCUCCGGAGCGAAACCCCUUCCGUGACUCCAGCCCCAGCCGGGCCUCGCCAUCGCUUUGGAACCACUUCUGCGCGCGCCCCCCGCGCAAUCCCCAGUGCCUCGAGCGCGGAGAUCCCUGCCGCCGCCGGCCGGGGACUGAUGCAUAUUCAUAAAACACGCUCCGCCCAGUCCUAUCGAAGACUGGCCACUGAGGCGCUCGCAGGCGCUUGCUACCACGUGGGUUCUAGGCUAGGCGCGCGCGCAGGGCAGCCGGUCCCGGGCGCUAUGGCGGGCUCUAGCGCGUGCCGUCUCCGCGUGCUGGUGGACAUGGACGGGGUGCUGGCUGACUUCGAGGGCGGAGCGCUGCGGGCUUUCCUCGCCCGCUACCCUGGAGAACCCCACGUGGAGCUGGCGGAACGCCGGGGCUUCUCAGUCCGGGACCAGUACCGCUGCCUGCGGGAGGACCUGGGGGCUAAGGUAGCCAGUGUCUAUGAGUCACCUGGCUUCUUUCUGGGGUUGGAGCCGAUUCCAGGAGCCAUUGAAGCCAUGCAGGAAAUGAUCCAUAUGCAGGACACUCAAGUUUUUAUUUGCACAAGCCCCCUGCUGAAGUAUGAGCACUGCAUCCUGGAGAAGUACAGCUGGGUGGAAAAACACUUGGGUCCUGAGUUUGUGGAGCGACUGAUUCUGACCCGGGAUAAAACAGUUGUGUCAGCUGACCUCCUUUUUGAUGACAAAGACACCAUUAAAGGUGCGGAGCCUAAGCCGAACUGGGAACACAUCUUGUUCACUUGCUGCCAUAACAAGCAUCUAGAGCUUCAGACCCCACGUAGGCGGCUGCAGUCGUGGGCCGAUGACUGGAGGGGGAUACUGGAAAGCAAACGCAGAAGUGAUGUGGAAGAAGAAUGCUAUGCUAGUCUCGUUGCCAAUGGAAACGGACAGGUUGGGAACUGGCAACGAAAUCCCAUUUAAAGGAAGCGCACCGACCUGGGUAGUGGCAGGUUUAAGGGCCAAAGAUACAAAGCUUAUUUUUUAAGAUAUGUAACUUCUUUAGACUAUUUGGAGGGAGAAACUCGACAAGAGAUGAGCAGCUGCUUAUAGCAUGUUUUGGGUGGGCAGGAAGGGAGGAUGAAGAAAUUAGAAAGAGGAAGCAGGGCUGUAAAACUCCAUGAAAGCACUCUGCCCCAUUCAGUCAUGCAGAACACGAAGCUGUAAGUAUGAGGGACACAGUCACAUUAGGAAAGGAAAUCUUGUUUUCAACAGUUUAACCAUUUUAAUAAUCUCGCAUACUAAACCAGCUUGGCUGUUUAGCACCCUUCCACUUUUCCCCCUGCUUGGCGCAUAAUGAAAGUAGAUAGUUUCACUUCCUGGUUCUCUUGCAUUAAUGUGAGCUGCUAAGGUUUGGGUUGCAAAUGCUGUACUCAGUGAAUGUCUGAUCCAGAAUUGUCUACACUUAAUGUUUUAUUCAGAGUAAGUUAUACAAAAGCUACUACAAGACCGGUUGUCCUUCUGUGCUGCAGUCUGCUGUUAGUAUUCCUUUUUAAAUCUUAAUCUGCAUCUUUCCCACCAGCUAUGUUGUGGUGAAUACAUUAUUCCUAUUGAUAUUUAACAUCAGAAGAGCUAAUUUACUGGCCAGGUGGCUGUGGUAUGAGGAUGCUGGCUCAUACUUAGUCCUGAGGUAUGUGAUCAGACUGCAAAUUGUAAGGGGAAGAAGGUGCAUUCUUUCCUACUGAGAAAUAGACACUUAUUUAAACAUA